Messenger RNA from Staurois parvus, 535 nucleotides. The record is from the annotation of a GenBank genome assembly. Lineage: Eukaryota; Metazoa; Chordata; Amphibia; Anura; Ranidae.
GGGAGAAUGGAUAUAGUGAAUGCAGGGUCCGGGGAGAGCAGAUAUAGUGAAUGCAGGGUCCUGUGAGACCAGAUAUAGUGAAUGCAGGGUCUUGAGAGAGGGGAUAUUGUGAAUGCAGGGUCUGGGAGAGUGGAUAUAGUGAAUGCAGGGUCCGAGGUGAAUGGAUAUAGUGAAUGCAAGGGUCCGAGGAGACUAGAUAUAGUGAAUGCAGGGUCCAAGGAGAGCAGAUAUAGUGAAUGCAGGGUCUGGGGAGACCAGAUAUAUAGUGAAUGCAGGGUCUGGGGAGACCAGUUAUAGUGAAUGCAGGUUCCGGGCAGACCAUUUAUAGUGAAUGCAGGAUCCAGGGAGAGCAGAUAUAGUGAAUUCAGGUGACGGGAAGAGCGGAUAUAGUGAAUGCAGGGUCCGGGGAGACUAUAUAUAUAGUGAAUGUAGGGUCCUGGGAGACAGGAUAUAGUAAAUGCAGGGUCCUGGGAGACAAGAUAUAGUGAAUGCAUGGUCCUGGGAGACAGGAUAUAGUGAAUGCAGGGUCCGGGGA